Fraxinus pennsylvanica is the source of this 759-nucleotide messenger RNA. The record is from the annotation of a GenBank genome assembly. Lineage: Eukaryota; Viridiplantae; Streptophyta; Magnoliopsida; Lamiales; Oleaceae.
AUGCUUGAUCUCUCGGAUAACCAAUUGGCAGGAGAGCUUCCUAAUUGCUGGAUGAACAUAAGUGAAUUAUUUGUUCUACUUCGAUUUAAUGAAUUUGAUGGAAUCAUGCCUUCCACAAUUUGCCUCCUUACCAAUAUCCAUGUUUUGGACCUUUCUAGAAACAACAUUUCAGGAAGAAUAUUGCGAUGUUUAAACAAUUUUACGGCUUUAGUCCAGAAGAAUAGUUCAAUUGAAAACGCUGGUUCUUUUGAACAUGAAUUUUUUAACAAACAAUUUCAAGUGUAUGUUAACAGUGCUUUUGUUCGAUGGAAAGGACGAGAUUUUGAAUGGAGAACACUAGGACUUUUGAAAGGCAUUGAUCUAUCGAGAAAUAACGUUUUGGACUUAUCGUACAAUAAUUUUACUGGAAAGAUUCCUUUAAGCACUCAACUACAAAGCUUCAACUCCUCUGUAUAUGCUGGGAAUAGCCAACUUUGUGGGCAGCCUCUGGCUAAGUGUCCAGGAGACAUUUCUAAUGGUUCUACUACUGAUCACGAAGAGGGGAAUAGUUUUGAAGAAGAUGAUGGUCCUCAAGCAUUCUUGGAGGCAUUCCUACUUCAACUGGUGGAACAACGUUGGGAACUGGAUGUACGUGACAACAACAAUCUAUGUGACAAGAUUCAAGAGAAAAUUUCUGAAAUGAAGAAGCCCCUUUCGGGAGACAAGAAAGUGUUGGCUGGAGAGGUGCAGGGACUACGGAUGGCAUUGUUUCUGCUCUAG